GUUAUUCAUUCAUUCUUCGUCACUGCCCUUCGUCUUCAUGGUCUCAGAACAACCUUGAAUUUACCAAAAAAAAAACAAAAACAAAAACAAAAAAAUGCCUUUGAAUUCGAUUCUGUGGUGUCAACUCAACUCGAUUCUUCUCAGUGUGUUGUUUCUUUUUUGUUGUUCUCUUGACCUGAGCUCCGCAAACGAUGAAUUGGUUGGAGUCACUGAUGAUGUCUUCACUGUUUCCAGCUUCAGCUACCCUCAGACUACUCUCGGACCCUUUGAUAUGCGCUACAUCAGAGUUGACAUACCACCAUGGUUUUCUGCAGUGUCCUUAGCAUUGAACUCGGAUGUAGACCUUGAUGUUUCAAGAGUUGAAAGGAUUCCAAAAAGCUCACUGCCCAUCAUAUGCUUUAGAGAUGGCAGCCCUCCUCUGCCAGAUGCUUUAAACAUAUCUCUGAAGGAUUCAGCUGUCACAGGAAUAAAUGGUCUUGACAACGAGCAGUGUUUUCCUAUGGAGAAAAACAUCACUAUGAAAUUGACAAACGAACAGAUAUCUCCAGGUGCAUGGUAUAUUGGUCUUUUCAACGGAAUUGGAGCUGCAAGAACACAAUCGAGGAUGAUUAUCCGUGGCUCAGCAUACUCAUUCAGUGCCAAUAUAAGCGUGGAAGCAUGCUCAAAUUCAAUGAUGAAAGGGGAGCUAUGUAACAGUACAGUCUAUCCACUUUCAUGCACAGUAUCUGAUGCCUAUAAUUCCGUGAAGGCUACAGUGACGAAGCCACUGAUGGAAAAUGUGAUGACCUGUAAAAGUAACCUAGAUACGUUUUGUGCACACGAAGGUGUACCAGAACUUUACUCUCUGGAUGUAACUAACAUGGUAGAAGAAUUGAUCAUUAAGGUAGAAAAUGUCAAAUUCAAUACUACAACUUCAAAUAACACUUCUAGUGCAAAUGAUGUCGGAUUAAUGGGUUUUGUUCGCCAUGGUGCAAUUCCUUCAGAAACUUUGCAUGAUUAUUCCGGUGAUUUGAAUAAGGCCCCUUUGAUUAUCCGUUAUCCACUGAUUGGACGUUUGUACAUUAGUAUAGUACCAGUUGAUGUUUCAAAAAAGUCUGUAGGGACUUUGGAUGGCAAUUUAAAAGUUUGUUACUCCAUGGAAUCACAAGUACUUCAGUGUGCACUUGGAAAAGCGGGACCAAAUUGCACAAUGGACAGCUACACACUUCAGACAGUUCUAAGGAGAGGAGGUCCAAUUCCCUUUGAAUCAUACUUUUUACCUGUGGUUGAUGGUGAAGGAGCAUCUUCUGCCAAUUUUCCUCUUGAGCCAUUUUUGAAUAAGUCAUCAAAUGAAGGAAGAACUGAUGACAUUUGGACUUAUUUUACUUUGGACAUUCCCCAUGGUGCAGCUGGACGGAACAUUCACAUACGAUUAUCGGCAGAUGUCAAGAUCAAUUAUGAAGUGUAUGCUAGAUUUGGUGGAUUGCCUUCUCUUGAUAACUGGGACUAUUAUUAUGCUAACAGGACAAGGAAGAGUGACCAGUCCAUGUUUUUCAUGCUAUAUGAUUCAAGUGACGACAAAAUUGAUUUUUACAUCAUUUAUGCUAGAGAAGGAACUUGGGGUUUAGGUCUAAGGCAUCUUUAUACCAGCAGUGAUUCUACGAAAGCGCAAACAGUCAUGUCUGUUUCACUUGAAGGAUGCCCAAAACAGUGUUCCUUUCAUGGAGACUGUAAAUAUUCUUUUGAUGCCAGUGGAUUGACAUCGUUCAGCUUCUGCUCCUGUGAUCGAAACCAUGGUGGCUUUGACUGUAGCGUUGAAAUUGUAUCACACAAAGGGCAUAUACUGCAAUCCAUUUUUCUCAUUGGAUCAAACGCUGCAGCCAUACUUCCUGCCUAUUGGUCCCUUAGGGAAAAGGCAUUUGCAGAAUGGGUUUUAUUCACAUCCAGUGGAAUCGCUAGUGGGCUAUAUCACGCAUGUGAUGUUGGCACCUGGUGUGCAUUGAACUUUAAUGUUUUACAGUUCAUGGAUUUCUGGCUCUCUUUCAUGGCUGUGGUUAGCACUUUUGUAUACCUAGCAACCAUUGAUGAAGUAUAUAAGAGGGCAAUCCACACAACUGUUGCUAUCCUCACUGCCCUCUUGGCUGCAACUAAGGCAACUAGGUCUUCCAAUAUUGUUCUUGUCAUUGUGAUUGGAGCUCUUGGUCUUCUUAUUGCAUGGUUGAUAGAAAUCUCAAAAAGAUAUAGGUCCCUCUCCUUUUCAUCUGGAUUAUCACUAAGUUUCCUUCAAAGCAUGCAAACUAUGAAGCAAUGGUUCUGUAAUUUGGUGAAGACACUCCUGAGACGGUUUCGCUGGGGCUUUAUGGUGGUUGGUUUCAUUGCAUUGGCCAUGGCAGGAUUAAGCUGGACGCUUGAAACCAGUGCAACCUACUGGUUUUGGCACAGCUUUUGGCAUGUUACAAUAUACACAUCUUCUUUCUUCUUCCUUUGCUCAAAAGCAAACAUUGAUGAUAAUGAAAUUUCACCACCUUCAAGUGGAAAUUAUGCACUGACUCGUCAGGAUUCAUUUUCAAGAGGUAUUUAGAAGAAAACAUUUGGGAUUGUUGGUGGAUGCAAAAAGGAAAUUGGUGGGUUUUUUGGAGUUUAAUUUUGCAUUAAUGUGACAGAAGAAUGUUAGGGUAGGUGAAUGAUAUGUCUGCUGAGUAGAACUAGAAAUCAACCAACCUAAGAGUGGAUUCUGAGGCCUAUAAGAUGUUAACAGGGAUCAACAAAGCAGUCUCUUGUAAAUUCCUUCUUCACAAGGUUUGCUUUUUACAUUCAUUUUAGGGUAUGUAUUCAGCCAUAAGAUAGGAGAAAUCAUAGGAUAAAUGGGUUGUGGAUUUGGUUAUGUAAUUAUAAUAAAUUAGAAUAUUAAUAUUGAUAGCCUGUGAAUUGCAUUGUAUAUGGAUAGUUUAUGGUGGUAAAACAGUUCAA
Molecule: messenger RNA, 2949 nt
Organism: Vigna unguiculata (cowpea)
Lineage: Eukaryota; Viridiplantae; Streptophyta; Magnoliopsida; Fabales; Fabaceae
Cellular component (GO): membrane
Source: RefSeq, a predicted model, not a curated record